Messenger RNA from Macadamia integrifolia, 2227 nucleotides. RefSeq names its product protein kinase PINOID-like. Gene Ontology annotation, cellular component: nucleus; cytoplasm; plasma membrane. The transcript has 2 exons. Lineage: Eukaryota; Viridiplantae; Streptophyta; Magnoliopsida; Proteales; Proteaceae. Gene Ontology annotation, biological process: protein phosphorylation. The record is from RefSeq and is a predicted model, not a curated record. Bases 674 to 2041 code for a protein of 455 amino acids. Gene Ontology annotation, molecular function: ATP binding; protein serine/threonine kinase activity.
AACGAAAGCUUUGGCUAUUUUGUUCUCUCGCAAGUCGCAACUGAUUUCGAAAGCGGAGUGAGAGUGAUCGAGAGAGAGAGAGAAACAGAGAGACUCGAAACCCUAAUUAUCUGUUUUGUUGCAGGGGAAAAAGCUGUGAUUCCUCAGCCAAAUCGGUGUUUGUAAUGGAGAAAGCGACUUAGUUUCUCUUUGACGGUUCGUUGUCUGUAAACGGAUCUUGGUUGUGUUUUAUUGGUGGAGACGGGAAUUUCGCUUGGAAGUAACGAUUCUUUCCUUGUGUUCGAGAAUCGUUAUUGUUUUCCUUUGGCUUUUGUUGUGUUUUUUUCUCCUUCGUGUACUGUCGCAAUCUUCAGGAUUUUUUUGGGGAUUGCUUAUUCGUAUCUGAUUCGAGAACGAGCGGAGGAAAUGGUUAGAAAUGGUGAAAUCCUCUGUUUCAAAACAUUCUAACGAUAUUCUUUCUCUGGUUUUCUUGUGUUCGAGUCUUGGAGCUUAGAAGCUUAGAAUCGUUUUGAUUCUACUAGCUCUGCUUUAAUUUCUUUCUUGACUGGUAGUCUCUCGUACUGUGUCGUUGAAAAAAGAGAAAGGCGAUGCUUUUUAUAAUUUCUGUAGGGGUAGUAGCUCUUUUUGAUUCUAGAUAGCGUAGAAAGUUCUGUUCCUAGUCUUUGUCCCUAAAAUGUUCGAGUUUCUCCCAGAGUCAGAUUGUGAGAACGGUUUCGAAACUCUUAAUUCCAGUCAGAGUUCGAUGAGCAGCGAGAGUUGCAGUAGCUUAGGGCGUUUUUCGUUUGAUGCUCUUGAAAUCCCUUCCAAGACGUCUUCUCAGUCUCCAGAGAAUCUCAACUUGAAGCCCCACAGGUCUUCGGAUUCUGCUUGGGAAGCCAUACGCUUAGCUUCUUCUAGCCGGAAAGACGGCUUGAACUACAGAGAUUUCAAGCUUGUUCGUCGUAUUGGGAGUGGUGACCUUGGGCACGUUUAUCUCUGUCGUCUCAGUAGCUCCUGCACUGGCGAAGGUAGCUGUUUUUACGCCAUGAAAGUGGUGGACAAAGAAGCACUGACAUUGAAGAAAAAAAUUGAGAGGUCUGAGACUGAGAAAAGAAUUUUGAAGAUGUUGGAUCAUCCAUUCUUGCCGACUCUGUACGCUCAAUUUGAUGCUUCACAUUACUCUUGCGUGGUGAUGGAGUACUGUUGCGGUGGUGAUUUGCAUACUCUGAGACACAGACAGUCCGGAAAAUGUUUCUCAUUGAACUCUGCAAGGUUUUACGCGGCGGAAGUUCUUGUAGCCUUGGAGUACCUUCACAUGCUGGGAAUCGUCUACAGAGAUCUAAAGCCCGAGAACGUAUUGGUUAGAUCGGACGGUCAUAUUAUGCUCUCCGAUUUUGACCUCUCCCUCUGUUCUGAUGCAAUCCCAGCCGUUGAGUUUCCUGACCCUUCUCCUGACCCCACCUCAGUUUCUGACCUUCGGUCAACCGGCAAUGCACGUAAAGCUUCCUCACCCGGUUGCUUUCCCAAUCGGCUUUUCCGGUCACGGAAGGUACGGACGGUGGCAACCACCCGGCAGUUCGUCGCCGAGCCGGUGACCGCGCGGUCAUGCUCAUUCGUGGGAACCCACGAGUAUAUCUCACCGGAAGUUGCCGGUGGUAAAUCGCAUGGCAAUGCUGUGGACUGGUGGGCCCUUGGGAUUUUCAUCUACGAGCUGAUCUACGGUAGAACGCCAUUUUCCGGUGGGAACAACGAGGCAACACUGCGAAACAUCUUGAAAAAUCCCCUGGUUUUUCCGACUGGAUCUCCGUCGAGCGCGUCAGAAAUGUACGCUCGAGAUCUGAUCUCAAGGUUGCUGGUCAAAGAUCCUGGUCAGAGGCUCGGGUCAAAGAGAGGGGCAGCUGAAGUGAAGACACAUCCCUUCUUUAAGGGAGUAAACUUCGCUCUCAUACGGUCGUCCACGCCACCGGAAAUUCCCGGUCUCCGGCGAGUUAAGGCUACGUCAUCUUCGGAAUCCUGUAGGUAUACGAGGGAAUCGACAACGACGGCUUUUGACUUCUUUUGAGGUUCGAAUCGAAAGUGACGUGGUAUCAUCCUCGCCUUGUAAAUUCGGGACUUCUUUUACCUAACUGAUUAUAGGAAGAGGGGGAUAGGAUUGUCCUAUGUUGGGAAGCUUAGAUUAGUUUACAAACUUCAUAUGUAAACUAACCUUUAUAAGAAAUGAGAAAAUGUCUUUCAAGAUAGUUUUCAA